AAUACGGCAUUUAGCUAUCGUGCAGAUGCAGCAUCUAUCUUCAUACGCUGCAACUCUGGGAUUGGAGGCUAUAAAGCGAUACAAAGAGAAAAUAGCAGUGAUUGGUGGUCUAGAUCCAUUUUCAGCAGCCCUUGGAAAGCCAGUAGAUCAUGUUCCACCACUAGAGGCAAGUGAUAUUGUCUCUUACUUGAUCCUGCAGACUAGUUUCAUCACAUCUAAACAAUUCAAAGCCAGAAAAUCGCUUGAAGCAUACAAUCAGUUUGUUUGUGGAUGGGUCAAGGAUGUCAGUACCUGGACAGUGUGUGGAUCAUACCUCACAGUUGGCCGUGUUCGACAUUCUCAGCGCUUAAACGAUACUCCUUUGGCAUGUUGGAUCAUACUUGAUUUGACAGGUGCUGUGUCUUGUGCUCACUGUAAUUGUAUGGCUGGCCUUGGAGAGGUUUGUACGCAUAUAGCGGCAGUACUGUUUUAUCUGGAAGCUGCUUACAGGAUUAAAGGAAAGGAAACGUGUACGCAAACCAAGUGUGAAUGGCUUUUGCCAUCUUUUUUGAAGAAGAUAGAAUACAAACCCGUCAGGCACAUUGACUUCACUUCUACAAAUAGUAAAAAAAGAAAAUUGGACGAAAUGAUCGAUUCCUCCUCUACUUCUAAACAGCAACAAUCUGAUAAUCAUCCUGCUACUAGCACAGAGCAAAAGGUAUACACAAAUAUCCCUGAUGAAAAGGAAAUGAGUGAUUUUUUUGAGAGCUUAAAUCAUUGCGGUACAAUACCAGUAGUACUCUCAUUGGUUCCUAAUUAUUCGGACAAAUUUGUAAAAUGUAAUGAACUUCCUAGGCCUCUUCAGUUGCUUCAUGAUCCUAAAUUCAUGACUCUAGAAUAUCAAGAGCUCCUUAACGAAUGUGCAUCACUUAAGAUACUUUUAACUAAGAAUCAAGCAGAAAAGGUUGAAAUCGAAACCAGGAAUCAGGCUAAGUCUAAUCUUUGGUUUAAAUUUCGAGCUGGAAGGGUGACUGCGUCAAAAAUGAAAGCUGUUUGUCACACCGAUGCCUUAAACCCUUCCCAGAGCUUAGUAAAACGUGUUUGUUAUCCCGAGGCUUUUUGUUUCAAAAGCAAGCAAACUACCUGGGGUUGCAAACACGAAAAACCAGCAAGAGAUCGAUAUUUUGCAAAAUCUACUCAAGUGCAUGCUGAGUUUGAAGUACGAGACAACGGUUUAUUCAUUAGUAAUGAAUGGCCAUAUAUCGGUGCCUCACCAGAUGGUAUAAUCAAUUGCACAUGCUGUGGAACAGGUGUAUUAGAGGUUAAAUGCCCUUACUCUCAUCAAGGUGAACGUAUUUCUGAAUGUGCUGCCAGUGACAAGAAUUUUUGUCUCAAAUAUUCUUCCGAUAAUACUCUUUAUCUUGACCAGAAGCACGAAUAUUAUUAUCAGGUGCAAACACAGCUGUUUGUAUUGGAUGUAGACUACUGUGAUUUUUGUGUGUGCACAUUUACAGCUGAUGAAGAAUCUGAUCUUUACAUUGAAAGGAUAGUUAAAAAUAGGAAGUUCUGGGACGAUUGUAUUCUUAGAGCUGGACUAUUUUUCCGAACAUGUAUUCUUCCUGAAUUAUUAGGCAAGUGGUACACAAGAGCAAGAAAAGCUAGCGAUAAUCUGAGUGUCGUAAACCCCGACAUAGGUUCCGACAUAGCUACUAUCUAUGGCUCUGAUCAAAGCGGUCCUUCCAGUUCUACUGACAUUUACUGUAACUGUCGUGCCCCAGCCGACGGUAAAAUGAUUGGGUGUGACAAUGAAAAUUGUAAAAUUGAAUGGUUCCACACUAAAUGUCUCAAUUUGAAAACGAUACCUAAAGGCAAGUGGUACUGUUCAGCUUGCAAGAAGCCAUAACAACACUAACUAUAAUAGCUAAACCUAUAAUUGAUGAGUAUCGUUAUACAUAUAUACCAUUGCUGUAU
Messenger RNA from Halichondria panicea, 1950 nucleotides. RefSeq lists its product as uncharacterized. The record is from RefSeq and is a predicted model, not a curated record. The transcript is spliced from 2 exons. The coding region runs from base 26 to 1882 and encodes 618 amino acids. Gene Ontology annotation, molecular function: zinc ion binding. Lineage: Eukaryota; Metazoa; Porifera; Demospongiae; Suberitida; Halichondriidae.